Molecule: messenger RNA, 1722 nt
Organism: Aspergillus terreus NIH2624
Lineage: Eukaryota; Fungi; Ascomycota; Eurotiomycetes; Eurotiales; Aspergillaceae
Exons: 2
Coding region: 1-1722 (573 amino acids)
Molecular function (GO): oxidoreductase activity
Source: RefSeq, a predicted model, not a curated record
AUGCCAUCAAUCAAAGACAUGACAGUCCUCGUCAUCGGCGGCUCCGCGGGUAUCGGCUAUGGAGUUGCAGAAAAGUGCCUUUCAGAGGGCGCUAUAGUGCACAUUGCAUCCUCCAAUCCCUCCAGGGUCAGCGCGAGCACCAAGUCACUGCAAGAAAAGUUUCCCAAUGGCCGGGUCACCGGACACACCUGCGACCUCUCCCAGGAUGACGUCGAGGCCCGGCUCGAAGGACUUCUGAAGUCCGUGGGACAACUGGACCACAUCAUCUUCACUUCAGGAGACGCCCUGACGCUCACUCCCAUCGACAGUAUCAGUCUCGAGACGAUCCACAAAGCCGGCCACAUCCGGUUUGUCGCUCCCCUGCUGUUGGCGAAACUCGCCCCGCGGUACCUCAAGGCGGGUUUCACAUCCUCUCUAAUCCUGACCACGGGUUCGGUUUCUCAGAAGCCCAUCCCUGGGUGGUCAGUCGGUGCGGCAUUCGCCUCUGGGUUGCACGGGAUGGUGCGCGGUCUUGCUGUGGACCUCAAGCCGCUCCGCGUCAAUUUGGUCAGUCCUGGGGCGGUGAAGACUCCUCUCUGGGACGGGAUGGAUGGAGUGGAUCAGUUCGAUAAGUUUACCCUCUUGGGGAAAAUUGGGACUGUCGAGGAGGUGGCGGAGGCUUAUGUAUACUUGAUGAAGGAUACGAAUGCGACAGGCAGCUCCAUGGACAAACUCGAUCCUCCUCCAGAACCAACGCCCACAAAAGACAACCCGCCCGACAACCCCGCCGAACCAGACGAGUACACCGGCGCCCGCAAAAGCAAGUUUCGCUUCAAACGCUCCUCAAAGCACCGCUCGCGCUCCCACUCCACUCACGCCGACGAUGGCUCCCACCGGCGUCGCCACAGCCACGGCCACCAUCACCGCUCGAAACGCCGCAAACACCGGCGCUCUCCCUCCCCAGACCCGACGCUCCCACCCCCGCUCCCGGCGGAAGACGCCUUCCGCGAAUCACUCUUCGACGCGCUCGGCGACGACGAAGGCGCCGCAUACUGGGAGACCGUGUACGGGCAACCGAUACACACCUACGCGGUACCGCACGUGGCGGGGCCGAACGGCGAGCUGGAGCAGAUGUCCGACGAGGAGUAUGCGGCGUACGUGCGGGCGCGCAUGUGGGAGCGCACGCGCGAGGGCAUGCUGGAGGCACAGGAGCAGCUGCGGGCGGAGCGGGCGCGUCAGCGGCGUCACGACGAGCGCCGCGAGGAGGACGUGCGUCGACGGCGGGACUUUGACCGCGACAUGGAGGCUUGUCUUGCUCGGGGGCGCGAGCGGAGACGCGCCAAGGCGUGGAAGACGGUUUGGGAGGAUUAUGUGCGGUCGUGGGAGCGGGUUGAUCAGGCUGUUGCUGCUGUCGCUGCUGGUGAAGGCGGGGAGGCGACGGCUGAGGCGAACCGGUUGCGGAAUUUGCUGUUUUGGCCCGUGGAGUCGGGGAAGCGGCGGGAUGUGUCGCGCGACGCGGUGAGGGAUUUUAUGCGGCAUGCGCCGUCGGUGGUGUCGGUGGUGUCGGGGGAUACGGCGGAAUUGCUGGCUGUGUUGAAGGCGGAGCGCGUGCGGUGGCAUCCGGAUAAGAUGCAGCAGCGAUAUGGCGCUCUGGGCAUUGAUGAGGUUGUGAUGCGCAGCGUUACGGAGGUCUUUCAGAUUAUUGAUCAUAUGUGGAGUGAAACUCGAGAGAAGCAGUCUUGA